Messenger RNA from Talaromyces rugulosus, 4455 nucleotides. RefSeq lists its product as uncharacterized. The coding region runs from base 1 to 4455 and encodes 1484 amino acids. Gene Ontology annotation, cellular component: membrane. The transcript has 5 exons. Lineage: Eukaryota; Fungi; Ascomycota; Eurotiomycetes; Eurotiales; Trichocomaceae. Gene Ontology annotation, molecular function: ATP binding; ABC-type transporter activity; ATP hydrolysis activity. The record is from RefSeq and is a predicted model, not a curated record. Gene Ontology annotation, biological process: transmembrane transport.
AUGGACCACGCCCAAGAGAAAAAGCAUGAUGAGGUGGAGUCCGGCGAGUCGACCGAAGGUGGCUCUGUGGAGGAAAUGAAGCCAAAGGAACGAAAGGAAAUCACCGACUUGGCGCGCCAGAUAUCUGAAACCUCGCGCCAGAACACCGCGAACGAUGGCGAGCCGGUCAAUCCGUUCCUCGAUGCCUCUGCCGAUCCUGAGUUGGAUCCGUCAUCUGGCCAAUUCAACCAGACAAAAUGGGUCAAGAACAUGCUGCAUAUCACCUCGCGUGACCCCGAGAGAUAUCCCCGCCGUACCGCCGGCGUUACUUUCCGGAAUUUGAACGCAUAUGGCUACGGAACUGCCGCUGAUUACCAGGCGGAUGUCUUCAACACCUGGCUAAAAGCAUUCGGUUAUGUGAGGGGCUUGCUGGGACUGCGGAAGAAUAUGCGCAUUGAUAUUCUACGGGACUUUGAGGGUUUGGUGAAAAGCGGCGAGAUGCUGGUUGUGCUCGGACGACCUGGAAGUGGCUGUUCAACAUUUCUGCGCACCUUGUGUGGAGAGACUCACGGUCUCUGGCUCGAUGAUGGAACAGAUAUCCAGUAUGAAGGUGUUUCGUAUGAAGAAAUGCACUCCCGGUUCCGUGGCGAGGUUAUAUACCAAGCCGAGCAAGAAAUUCAUUUCCCUCAGAUGACCGCCGGGGAUACCUUGCUCUUUGCCGCGCGAGCUCGUGCCCCCGAAAACCGGCUCCCGGGUGUCAGUCGAGACCAGUACGCCGCCCAUAUGCGUGAUGUGGUCAUGGCUAUAUUGGGUCUCUCGCACACCAAGAAUACCCAGGUUGGAAAUGAGUUCAUCCGCGGCGUGUCUGGUGGCGAACGCAAGCGUACCAGUAUUGCCGAAACAACGCUUUGCGGUAGCCCUUUGCAGUGCUGGGACAACAGUACUCGUGGUCUCGACAGUGCUACUGCUCUCGAGUUUGUUCGCACUAUGAGGACUUCGACUAAAUAUACCGGCUCGACGGCAGUCGUGGCCAUUUAUCAAGCUGGACAGGCUAUCUAUGAUAUCUUUGACAAAGCUAUCGUCUUGUACGAGGGGCGCCAAAUUUACUUUGGCCGAGCAGACGAUGCUAAGCGCUUUUUUGUCGAGAUGGGCUUCUACUGCCCCCCACGACAGACCACAGCUGACUUCCUUACCUCCCUGACUAGCCCGGCCGAACGCGAAGUUCGUGAAGGGUUCGAAGGACGGGUCCCUAAUACCCCCGACGAGUUCGCAGCUCGCUGGAAAGAGAGUUCGGACCGAAGGGUCCUUAUGGAGCAAAUCGAAACAUUUGUAGCCGAACAUCCCUUGGGAGGCAAAAAAUACAAAGAAUUCACUGAUUCACGGCAAUUGGAAAAGGCCAAGGGAGCUCGCGCCUCAUCUCCAUAUACCCUAAGCUAUGGCAUGCAGAUCAAGCUUUGCUUUUGGCGGGGAAUCAAACGUAUGCAGGGUGACAUGAGCAAUACUUUGGCCGGAGUUAUCGGAAACAUCCUCAUGUCACUCAUUAUUUCCAGCAUGUUCUAUCAGCUGAAAGUAAACACAUCCAGCUUCUACCAGCGCUCGUCCUUGAUGUUCUUCGCCAUUCUUAUGAAUGCGUUCGCAAGCGUCCUGGAGAUCCAGACACUUUGGACACAACGUCCAGUUGUCGAAAAGCACAAGAAAUACGCCUUGUAUCAUCCAUCUGCCGAAGGCUUGAGUUCGAUGUUGGUUGACUUACCUGCAAAGAUUAUAACAGCCAUUGUCUUUAACUUGAUUCUGUACUGGAUGGCCGGCCUCCGUCCUACACCAGGCGCGUUCUUCACAUUCUUGCUGUUUUCCUUCACAACUACCCUGGUCAUGUCAAAUCUGUUCAGAUUCAUUGGCUCCAUGUCACGUACCCAGGCACAGGCAAUGGUACCCGCCGGUAUCUUCAUGCUUGCUCUGAUGAUCUACACUGGGUUUACGAUUCCCAUUCGAGACAUGCACCCGUGGUUCCGCUGGAUUAACUACAUUAACCCUAUCGCCUACGCAUUCGAGAGUCUGAUGCUUAACGAAUUCAGUGGGCGCGAGUGGCCUUGUUCUCAAUUUGUCCCUACCGGUGCCUCGGAAUAUUCAAAUCUGCCACCACAGUCCGUGAUUUGUAGUGCUAAUGGUGCCGUUCCUGGGAACCCUACCGUUUCUGGAGAUGCUUACCUGGCAUCGACAUAUCAAUACUCCCACACCCAUCUCUGGCGCAAUUUUGGCAUCUUAAUUGGAUUCUUCUUCUUUUUUCUAGCGCUUGCCGUCUGGGCUACAGAAGUCAUCACUGCGAGACCCUCCAAGGGCGAAGUGUUGGUGUUUCCGCGUGGAAAGAUUCCGGCUUUUGUCAAGGGGAAAAAGAAUGACCAAGACCCCGAAGCUUCAGAGGAGACCACCCAAGCUGUUGUCGAACAGGACGGACACGACUCAACCGCCGCUAUUCUCAAACAAACCUCGAUUUUUCAUUGGCAAGAUGUAUGCUUUGAUAUUAAAAUCAAGGGCGAACCACGUCGGAUUUUGGACCAUGUGGAUGGAUGGGUCAAACCUGGGACUCUGACUGCAUUGAUGGGUGUUACAGGUGCCGGUAAGACCAGUCUUCUGGAUGUGCUGGCGAAUCGCGUCACUGUUGGUGUUGUUACCGGUCAAAUGCUUGUUGAUGGCCGCCAGCGCGAUUCUUCGUUUCAACGCAAGACUGGAUAUGUACAACAACAAGAUCUUCACCUCGAGACAUCGACCGUCCGAGAAGCUCUCCGGUUCAGUGCCCUUCUCCGCCAACCAAAGGCGGUUUCUACCGCAGAAAAAUACGCGUACGUCGAAGAGGUUAUCAAGAUGCUUGGUAUGGAGGAAUAUGCCGAAGCCGUCGUGGGUGUUCUAGGUGAGGGUCUCAAUGUGGAACAACGCAAGCGAUUGACUAUUGGAGUUGAAAUCGCCGCCAAGCCUGAUUUGCUGUUGUUCUUUGAUGAGCCGACAUCUGGUCUUGAUAGUCAGACUGCUUGGAGUAUCUGUCAGUUGAUGCGCAAGCUUGCCAACCACGGACAGGCCAUUCUGUGUACCAUUCACCAACCGUCUGCUGUGCUCAUGCAGGAGUUCGACCGUCUUUUGUUCUUGGCCAAGGGUGGACGAACAGUCUAUUUCGGUGAAUUGGGAGACAAUAUGGGCGAGCUGAUAUCUUAUUUCGAGAGGCAUGGUUCAUCAAAAUGCCCCAAAUCCGCCAACCCAGCAGAAUGGAUGCUUGAGGUCAUCGGCGCCGCUCCAGGCUCCAAGGCUGACCAGGAUUGGGCAGAAGUAUGGAAAGACAGCUCUGAGCGUAUCGCCGUGCGGGAAGAACUCGCUGGUAUGAAAACACAACUGUCGACCCAGCCUCGACCAGAAGGCAGUGCCGGCUGGACUGAGUUCGCUAUGCCUAUGUGGUACCAGUUCUUUGUCAUUUUGCAUCGAAACUUUCAGCAGUUCUGGCGCACCCCUUCGUAUAUCUACGCUAAAUUCUGCUUGUGUAUUGUCCCGACUUUGUUUAUUGGGUUUUCUUUCUGGCGAGUUGGCACUUCGAUCCAAGGCCUCGAAAACCAAACAUUUGCGAUCUUCAUGUUUCUUACAAUCUUCCCCAACUUGUCGACGCAAAUGAUGCCCUAUUUUGCGAUGCAGCGAUCCUUGUACGAGGUUCGCGAACGACCCAGCAAAGCAUACUCAUGGAAAGCAUUUAUCCUAGCAUCUAUUUGCGUGGAGAUUCCGUGGAAUGCAUUGAUGGCUGUUCCUGCCUACUUUGCCUGGUACUACCCGAUAGGGCUUUUCAACAACGCCGAACCGACACACAGCGUGAUUGCUAGAGGUGGAACGAUGUUCCUGUUGCUGCUUCUUUUCAUGCUCUAUACUUCGACAUUCACAAUCAUGAUUAUUGCAGGCAUGGAGGAUCCUGCCGCAGCUGGACAGAUCUCGCAGCUGCUGUUUUCACUGUGUCUUGUGUUUUGCGGUGUUCUCGUUGGCCCAACUGCACUCCCUGGCUUUUGGAUAUUCAUGUACCGGGUGUCACCAUUUACCUAUCUUGUGGGCUCUGUGCUUUCAGUCGGUCUGUCCGGUGCAGAGAUCCACUGCGCUUCCAACGAAAUCCUCAAAUUCAGCCCCCCAAACCCUGGUCAAACAUGCGAAGCAUUUAUGCAGAACUACAUGUCCUACGCAGGCGGGAAGCUUCUCAAUGAGAACGCGACAACCAACUGUGAAUUCUGUCCGCUGGCGUAUACCGAUGACUUUUUAGCAGGUAUGAGCAUCUAUUUCAAGGAUCGGUGGCGCGAUGUUGGCAUUCUGUUCGCGUUUUGCGCCUUCAACAUUCUCGCUGCUGUUUUCUUGUACUGGCUGGCCCGAGUGCCAAAGGGAGAGAGAGUUAAGGAGGUUCCUGACCAGGAUGCGAUAACCAUAACCAAGACGCAGAGCAAGAAGGAAGAAAAGUAA